Mercenaria mercenaria is the source of this 2842-nucleotide messenger RNA. RefSeq names its product protein O-glucosyltransferase 2-like. The transcript has 9 exons. The record is from RefSeq and is a predicted model, not a curated record. Lineage: Eukaryota; Metazoa; Mollusca; Bivalvia; Venerida; Veneridae. Bases 134 to 1687 code for a protein of 517 amino acids. Gene Ontology annotation, molecular function: glucosyltransferase activity; protein binding. Gene Ontology annotation, cellular component: endomembrane system.
ACAAGUAGUGCAAUGUAAACAUUACCGGCGGCGGAGGACCAUUUUCAACUUUCUUUUUGUGUUGUUCUAUUUUUUCAUUUCACAUCUUAACCAGCUUUUAUUAUUUGUCAUUUAAGUAAAACUGUGUAAGAAUAUGAAUCUUUUCGUGUCUUUGGCUGUAUUCCUAGUCAUUUUUAACUGGAAAACAUCGUCUGCACUGAGGCCCGAACAGGAUCUUGACUUGCAGAAAACAAUUGUGUGGGGUCCUGGAUUAAAAUCGGAGUUUUUCUUACCAGUGAGAUACUUUUUUAUACAGGCAGUAUCAUCAGAUGGAGAAAAUAUAACAGAGUCAUUAGGGGACAAACCUUUUGAAGUGUCCCUCAGUUCACCAACACAGAGCAGAGUGCGUGUGUACUUACAGAUACUCGACAAGCAAGAUGGAAUGUACAUUGUCAGAUUCCGCAUUUACAGCACCCUUGAGAAUAUCAAAAUUGCUGUCACAUACAACGGUGAACAUGUUGCAAAGUCACCAUAUGAACUGCCAGGCUUUAUGUAUCCUGAGACAUGCUACUGCCCUGAACCAGACAUUCAGCAAUGGUUUACCAGUAUGGAAUGCACAAACUCGUACAAACAGAUCAAGAAUGAUCUAUCUCUGUUCAAAGAUAUAGACCUAGAAAAGACGGCUGCCGAAACUAUACAGCGCUUCAAUAUAAGCACCGCACACAGUCUUUGUUACUACAAAAUCAUAGAUAAUCAGAUAUAUCGUAAAACAUUUGGCCAGCAUGUUGGGUUUAAGAUGUUUAGCGAUGCCAUUUUGUUGUCUUUAACAAAGAAGGUAAAACUUCCAGAUCUUGAAUUUUUUGUGAAUCUCGGAGAUUGGCCACUGGAGAAAAGGAAACGCACGGAAAACCCAUUGCCGAUAUUUUCAUGGUGUGGAUCAGAUGACUCGCUAGAUAUUGUCAUGCCUACCUAUGAUCUGACAGAAGCAACGUUGGAAAUGUUAGGAAGACAGUCAUUAGAUGUGUUUCAUGUAAUGGGUAAAAGUCCAACACGCUGGGAGAACAAAACUGAAAUAGGUUUCUGGCGUGGACGUGACAGCCGGCAGGAGCGUUUAGAUCUUGUCGUGAUGUCGAGAAAACAUCCAGACUUACUUCACGCAAAAAUGACGAGAAUGUUCUUCUUUAAACAUGAUCAGGAGAAAUAUGGGGAUCUUGUGAAUAAUAUCCCUUUCUUCGAUUUCUUUAAGUAUAAAUACCAAGUCAAUAUUGAUGGAACAGUUGCAGCGUACAGAUUGCCGUAUCUUCUGGCAGGGGACUCUGUAGUCCUUAAACAAGACUCUCAUUAUUAUGAACAUUUCUACAAAGAUUUGAAGCCUUACGUCCACUACGUACCAUUCAAAAGGGAUCUGAGUGACCUGCUAGAGAAAAUACAGUGGGCUAAAGAUAAUGAUGAAAAGGUACAUGAAAUUGCGAGGAAUGCACAAAACUAUGUUUUAGAGAGCCUUUCACCCAAAGAAAUAUUCUGCUAUCAUGUUAAAUUAUUUGAGUCAUAUUCCAAAAGAUUCAAGGCUCCGCCCACACCUCCAGAUGAUACAUGGGAGUUAGUGGAACAGCCAAAAGACAAUAACAACUGUAACUGCCAAAAGAUGGAACAGAAGUAUUCUGAUAAAUCAAAAACUAAAUCCAGUAAAAGGAAAGAUGAACUUUGAUGAAGACAGCUAUGUAGGACACAAUUCCAUAAUCAAAAAUAUCUAUGCAAUUUGUUGAGACAUGGUGCAUGUUUUAAAUGUGUAGAAGUAUUAGCAGUUCAAUUUUCAGAAACUGUGCGUAUAGUUUCACAGUAAUAAUAUAGCUAUAGCUUACAACUGCAGAUUUUAGGGUCAUGUACUGCUAUUGCUUUUUGCAUAGACUUAUAGUGUAAAUAGUUACUAUAUGAAAGUCUCUAAAUACUUUUCUUGACUGCCAACCCUGAAGUAAGGUGUAAUUUUUUUGUACAGGUCAUCUUCCUGGAAACCAAAUAUCUCGUACAUUAUUUGAAAGUUUUGUUUAAAGAGAAUACCCUCAGUUGUAAGUGAAAUUUUUUGGUAAAAAUUGCAACUAUAUAGUUAAGCUGAUUCUCCAGUGUUUCACUGAAUCUUAGUUUUCCCUACAAAUUUUAUUACAGUCAAUCUGCAUCAUAUGUUCAGAUAGCAUUGUCUUCACAUUACAACAUUUCAUGUACAUGGCUUCACUGUAUUGUUCAUAGACAUGACUGUUACGAAAUAUACCAAAUGUACAAGACAGCCUCCAUAUAAUUAAAGGCAUUUACUUUACUUUGUAUUUACUAUUGUUCUGCCAGGGAAAAUGAUUCAGAUUGACAGCCUUUAUUUUGGAAAUUAAACAGAAAUUGAAGUGUAUACAUAUGACAGUUAUACAAAUGAACCUGAGAUGUUUUAAAAAGUUGAUGCAGUUUUAAGUCUCCUACAGGUGUUCCACCAGAAGGGACUUUCGGUUUGUCACCUGUCUUUCCUGAAUAUAUACAGAUUAAUUUUUUUUGUUCCUAAAUCCAUUUGUUUUACUGUCAGUCUGUCCAUUCUGUCAGUCACAAAAGAUAAAUCCUUUGUUAUCUUUCAAGUCCCAACUUGUGUAUGAAAAAAACUGACCCUGUGUAUUAUCCUUGCAUGAUCGUAAAAGGCAACUUAAAUAAUUUAUAAGAAUACUUGAACAUUUGGUUUUGCUAAUUAUAGCAGGUAUAAAAGUUUUGAUUCCAUAUCGUAUAUUUUUAUUGAGAUAUAAAUAAUAUGAGUAACCAAAAUGUUUGGUCCACUUUGGCACCAUUAAACCUGUGCUUUGUUUUGUUGUGCUGUAAAACCCAAAUCAACAAA